This is a messenger RNA of Clupea harengus (Atlantic herring), 4495 nucleotides long. It is a transcript of the gene arhgap45b, whose product is annotated as Rho GTPase activating protein 45b. The transcript has 23 exons. The record is from RefSeq and is a predicted model, not a curated record. Gene Ontology annotation, molecular function: GTPase activator activity. Gene Ontology annotation, cellular component: membrane. NCBI's taxonomy places the organism in Eukaryota, Metazoa, Chordata, Actinopteri, Clupeiformes, Clupeidae. Gene Ontology annotation, biological process: activation of GTPase activity; signal transduction. Bases 505 to 4095 code for a protein of 1196 amino acids.
UCCUGUCACUCAACUGAAUUUCCGACUUAUUACUCUGUUGUGUGAAGGACGAUAUGCUGCAUUCAGCAAAUUAAACUUCUUUUCAGACGUCGUCAAGUUAAAUUACAUUUUUAGUUAACGUACGCAAGAGGUGGGCAAUUGUCUUUGUUUUGUUUGACUAAAGAGUACGUUUGGGCUACUGUAAAAGGCUUACUUAUUAUUAACGACCAUCGAUUUAAGAAUGAAAGUGAACAACGUAAUUUGGGGUGUACAGUAGGCGACCGUUUAUUAUUUACGUGAGUAUAGCAUUUUUGAAUUGCAAUUGGAGCACAUUUAAUGCAGCCAUUCGUAGCCGCACUAUACAGAAUAAAUACAAUGUUAACCUUAAAGUAACCUGGAAGUAUUGGGUGUCAUAAACAUUUUACUUGCGCAGGCUGUGUUGACGUAUUUCGAAAUUAUGCCUUCAAUAGGUUACUUUAUUUAUUGUGAGGUAUAAAUUCAAGUAGGCUCAAAGACGAAACCAAAAUGCUGAAACGUGGAACAGUCGGAAAAAAGACAUACAGUCCAUAUGCCACUGGCCAAAGAGUUAAGAAAGCUGAGUCUAAAGGCAUAUUGGACAUUUUGCCAAAUAAACACAACAUCUGGCUAAAGCAGCUGUCUGUCCUUCAGGAGCAGCCAAAGCGAGAUGUCCCCGAUGGCACGUCCCCCACGCUGUCCACCUCCUCCGCCGCCACCCUCUCCCCCGCUGUCCACAUCAGCCCUGUCUCCUGCCCGGGGACCCCCACCCAGCACGUCAAGCAUGGCUGCCCUUCGCCGGGGGGCACCCUGAAACGACCGCCCUCCCUGAGCCGACAUGCCAGCGCCGCAGGGUUCCCCCUGCAGUCGUGGGUCUUCAGCAAGGGCUACCCAAAAGGGGCGCUGGCUCAGAGUCCGUCCCUGGAGUGUGCGGAAACCGUGUCCAUCGAGGCGGAGGACAUCCCACUAUUGCUGCGAGACGUGGCGCGCUUCGCUGAGGCCGUGGAGAAGCUGAAGGAUGUGGUGCUUGGUGACGGUAAACUGGAGAACCGUCGGCCCCUGGCUCAUGAGUGCUUGGGGGAGGUGCUGCGGGUGUUCCGGCAGGUCAUCACCAUGUACCCGCUACUCAACACAGUGGAGACGCUCACCGCCGCCGGAAAACUUAUCUCCAAGGUCAAAGGAUUUCACUAUGAAACCAGCAGUGAGGUAGAGAAGAAGGACUUUGAGAAGGCCAUUGAGACCAUUGCUGUUGCAUUCAGUAGCAAUGUGUCAGAGCUGCUGAUGGGGGAGCUAGACAGCAGUUCACUCCUGUCGGUCCCACCAACAGAAAAAAGCAGGUCUAUGGAGAACCUGUAUGGAGCAUCAACUCAGGGGUUCGACUACCAAAUGAGGAGUGACUUCUUAGAAAGUGGUAUGAGCGCUGAGGAGGUGGACAUCAUCUUACAGCGCAGUGAGGGAGGGGUGGACACAGCGCUGGCGUAUGCAAAGACCAUCUCCAAGUACAUGAAGGACCUGAUCACCUAUGUUGAGAAACGGACCGCUCUGGAGGUGGAAUUUGCCAAAGGCCUGCACAGACUCUAUCAGUCUUCAAAGCAGAGCAUCACACAGCCCCACAUGCCUCUGUACUCGGUGUACUCCCAGGCUCUGGAGCAGGACCUGGAGCAGAGUGCCGGUGUGCAGCAGGACUCGGUCAGCCUGCAGAACAAAACUUUCAUCCAGCCUCUGGUUCAGCGCAAGCUUGAGCAUGAGAAGAAGCGAAAAGAGCUCAAAGAGAGCUGGAACCGAGGCAAGAGGAAACUGAUGGAGUGCGAGACCAACUUGCGCAAAGCCAAGCAGAACUUUAUGACUCGCUGUGAGGAGUACGACAAGGCCAAAUCAGCUGCCAGCAGAGCGGAAGAGGAGGGGAGCAGCUCCACGGCCAAGACUGUGGACAAGAAGAAGCGACUGGAGGAGGAGGCCAGGAUGAAGGCCGAGGAGACGGAGGCUAGCUACAGGUUGUGUAUUGCAGACGCCAGCACUCACCACCAGGAGCUGGAAGACAUGAAGGUCACAGUGCUCAGGCAGAUUCAGGAGCUCAUUAAGCAGAGUGACCAGACGCUGCGUUCUGUCACCAUCACGUACUACUCCAACAUGCACAUGCAGACGGUGGCGCUGCCAGUGCACUACCAGACCCUGUGUGAGAACAGCAAGCUGUAUGAGCCCGCGCACCAGUAUGCCACGCACGUCAAAGAGCUGCAGAUGCCAACCGAGACGGAGGCCAGCUACAGCUUUGAGCCAUACACCGAGACCUGCACCCUGCAACAGACCAGGCCACGGAAUGAUAGUUUCACCCCUGACGGCCCGAGCGCUGCUGACACCCCAGAGACCGCUGAUGGAGCCUCCGGUGUAAAGGGGGAACAGAAGAGGGCCCGUGGCCAUCUCACCCAUAAAUCCUGGGGCUCAACAGUGAGUGAUACGGACAGUGUGGGAGCAUGCAGUGGGCUAGGAUCCCCUACAACCAGCACAGGAGACAUCAGUAAAAUGGCCAGAACCUCCUCCACCGGAACCAUGUCGUCAAACGAGGAUCCUGACGAGAAGGAUGUGUCAACGUUUGAAUCACCAAAUUUGAAUGGGAUUGAGCCAGAGAUUGCGGUUCCCACGGGACCGUUUCGCAAUAUCGGUCUCUCUAAAGCGGCGCAGUCACACAAGCUGCGCAAGCUACGCGCCCCAGCCAAGUGUCGGGAGUGUGACAGCUAUGUGUACUUCCAGGGGGCCGAGUGUGAGGAGUGUUACCUGGCUUGCCAUAAGAGAUGCCUGGAGACCAUGACCAUCCAGUGUGGCCAUAAGAAGCUCCAUGGCCGCCUGCAGCUCUUCGGGAGGGACUUCACCCAGGUGUCGGGAGGCAGCACUGACGGCAUCCCCUUCAUCGUGAAGAAGUGCGUCUGUGAGAUUGAGAGGAGGGCACUGCGGACGAAGGGUAUCUACCGGGUCAAUGGAGUGAAGACUAGGGUGGAGAAGCUGUGCCAAGCCUUUGAGAACGGCAAAGAGCUGGUGGAGCUGUCCCAGUCUUCCCCUCACGACAUCAGCAACGUGCUCAAGCUCUACCUGAGACAGCUGCCUGAGCCCAUAAUGCCUUUCCACUUGUACAACCACCUGAUGGGUCUGGCCAAAGAAAGCCUGCAUCCCGAGAGCUCCGAGCGAGCAGAGGCUGGGAAGGGAGCGGAGCUGAAGGACCUGGGCACGGAUACGCAUCCUGAGGUCUUGACAGUGGUGGAGAAAGUCAAGCAACUGCUGUCUGAAAUCCCCAAAGGACAUCACACCACACUGCGGUACAUUGUGCGUCAUUUGCACAGGAUUGCGGAGUUGGAGCAAGAAAAUAAAAUGAGCCCCAGUAAUCUGGGCAUCGUCUUCGGGCCGUCCCUGAUGCGCCCGCGUCCCACGGGGGCCACCGUGUCCCUCUCCUCGCUGGUGGACUACCCCUACCAGGCCCGCGUCGUGGAGACACUCAUCGUCUUCUACCUGCACAUCUUCCCCUCUGAUUCCACCCGCUGCAGCUCCACCAACCUGUUACAGACUCCGUCCAUACAGCAGGACUGCUGUGUGACUCCAGAUGACCCAGGGGAGAGUGCUGGAAACGCAGAGUGCUGUGACGAACAAGUCGAGAGGGUCGAGGUGCAAGUUGACCAAGGAAGUCCUCCUGGAACGUCCGAAUCAGUCGAGCAGAGCCUGGACUCCGACACGGAAGCGGAAACGGACAACACGGUUGUAGAGGCUGAGCCCCCCCCAGGCAGCCAUGUCGAGCAGGACCACGAGAGCAGCGCUGAGGAGGAGGACCAGCCAGAGGGCAGCGGCGAAGGGGAGCUGAGCCCCGUGCCUGUCGUCCUGACGGAGCCCCUGAGUGGGCCGGAUGGUGACCCGCCGGCGCCCCCCGACACUGAGCCCCCAGAGCUCGACAGCCCAGACGCGGGACAGGGAGCCUCAACCGCAGCUCUCAACACCAAUCAGUCCAAUAAUUGUCUGCUUGCGAUUGAGCCUCCUGUAUCGCCCUUCCCACGGUUUGGUGGACGCAAACUGAGUGUUUACAGAGAUCAAGAUCGAGACAGAAAGCCAGAAUUUAUUUGAAGCAGCACUGCAUAAUUUUUCUUUUUUUAAUUUUUUUUUUUUUUUUUUUUUUUUUUUUUUGUUACCAUGCUACCAUGAGUUUGUUUGUUGUCUUUAUUAUAUAUAUUUUCCAUGCAUUGAAAAACACAAUAGUGAAAUUAUUCCUCAAGCUUGUAACUUGUACUGGAUAUUAAGUUUUUGUCAUUAAUUCCAAAUCGCAGUGUGUGAGCCAAUGCUCAGUGUAUUCAUUUUAUCAGUACCAUUCCAUAUUUUUACAGCUCCUUUUGAAACAUUUCAGCACUAAAGCAAAAAAUAUGUUGGGUGAUCCCAGUACUUUGUAUUGUAAAAAUUAUUUUUACGUGUGUUUUUGUAUGUGGUGUCGUGCUGGUCUUUUAAUUAAUAAAGUGAAAUAUACACAAUA